Anneissia japonica is the source of this 5955-nucleotide messenger RNA. RefSeq lists its product as uncharacterized. Bases 196 to 4563 code for a protein of 1455 amino acids. Gene Ontology annotation, biological process: signal transduction. The transcript has 21 exons. The record is from RefSeq and is a predicted model, not a curated record. NCBI's taxonomy places the organism in Eukaryota, Metazoa, Echinodermata, Crinoidea, Comatulida, Comatulidae. Gene Ontology annotation, molecular function: protein binding.
UUACCACCUGCUUUACCUCGUGAGAUUACUGGAAAUUUAGGUCUGCAAUUGCGACAGAUUUCUAGAUCUAGGUUGUCAACAAAACUGCCCAGCGAUUUGCUGACAGAUUUGAAAGUUGGACCGAGUAGUAGUAGUAGGCCGAAUUACCAGUAGGUAGCCUAGGCCUAAGAUGCUGCGUCAGUUACGGAGGAAAAAAUGAGUACCAAAAAACUCGCAAAAUUUGUUAUGUCUAGACUAGGCCUACCUUCUUCAGAUGAAACUGAAACUGCCACGCCUGCCUCAUCGCUCAAGAAAAGGCUUGAUGAUUCUAAUCUCUCGAGCAGUGUAGGCCUAGGCCCAGUUAUUGACCAUAAGGAUGGCGAUGCAGAUGGUGAAACUGAUCCCCUACCGGGUCAUCAAGGCAAAACUAGCCGCCACCAUAAAGAAACUUCACGACCCCUGAAAUUAGACAUGCCAAACUCAAGAUCAAGACGAAGAUUGCCUGAAGAGAGCGAGUUUGCUAGCACAUCCAGUGAAAAAUUCAUCUUACCUGACUGGUGUUUCUCGGAUUCAACAAAAGUAACAACGGAAAUCAUCAUUGAAAUCUCGGCUCUUAUAGGCAACAGAGUAACAACAAUCGGUGGACUACUAGGCUUUUCGAAGAAUGAAAUUGAAAAAAUUGAACUUGAUCACAAAUCAGAUUUUCGCAGUCAGGCUUAUGAAUUACUACACAUGUGGAUGGAACGGAAUGGUGUGCAUGCAACUAAGAAAAUAUUGGCACAAGUACUUGUCAAAAUUGAAAGGGCAGAGGCAGCAGCACGUCUAUGGCCAGAACAAAAACUUUAUCCCGAAUCACCGGAAGUGCCAAAAAGGUACCACACAUGCCAACUAUACAAUGUUUCGUUGUCAGUUGUUUAUGAUGAUAUCUUCUAUCAAAACACAGAUGCAAUAGUUGUGACGACUUUUGACAGGGAUUUUGGCAUUGUUGGCUUUGGCUUGGGAAUCGGUGCAUUACAGAAUGCUGGAGACCAGGCAAGGAAUGAAUUUUCUGACAAAUUAGCAAUCUUGCGAAGUUCAAGGCAGGAUAAUAACGUCAUAACCACUGAUGGGGGAGAUCUCAAAUGCAAAUAUAUCUUCCACAUUGGCAUCCCAGGAAUUGAUGAUAACAAUAAAUGGCAGUCCAUCCUAACACAGAAUGUCAUCCAUUCACUACAACGAUGUGAAAAGCCUCUCAAUUGUGUGUCUAUUACUAUCCCACUCUUGUACAGCUCCUUCUGGCAUUUUGGCCUUGGGAAAAGUGCCACUAUUGCACAGAUCUGUGCAGACAUCAUUGUCUCAACAGUUCUUGAUUAUUUGGAACACAUGUCCAGUAGAUCAAGUAUAAAAGAAGUAAUAUUUAUUGACAUGAUCAAACAGAAGGCAUUGAGAUUCCAGCAGGCUUUGCAAACUGGAGUCAAAGAAAGAAAAGUGAGAGCAUAUCAAAUGCCAACUCGGUUAAUGUGCGAAUACAUAUAUCCUGACACGAAAGCACGCCUAAUUGUUGCUAGCGGUGACCCAAAGAAACAGCCUGCAGAUAUUCUUGUGAAUCCUUCGGCAAAUUUCACAGUUGCUUAUUCUGGAUUAACUGCAAAAAUCCUUAUUGAAGCUGCUCUGCCAACAGAUGUAAUUCAGAAAGCCUUUGAAAGUCACAAGGGACACCAGCUGAAUCUGGUUAUAACAUCAGCAGGAAAGCUUCCAUUUCAGCAUCUCUACCAUGUGCGAGGAAAUGACGAUGAAGCCACAGAUUACACCCAACAGAGUCUCCAGAUUGAAACCUGUACAAUUGACUGUCUGAUGACAGCUGAAAAAGCUGGAUUAAAAUCAAUUGUACUACCAUUAAUAUACAACCGAUAUACAGAAAUCGGGCAGCGCCAAUGCGCGCUUAUCAUGCUCGAUGCCAUACACCGUUUCAUGAACAAGUUUAAGCGGGAAAGCAUUGAAGAGGUGUAUUUUUAUACUAGAUAUCCAUCCAAUGCUUUAAAGCUUAAGGAGGAGCUUAUUAUUCGUUACGGAGACAGAGUAGUGGAUGUUAAAGGAGGUCAAGUCCCUAUUGAAGUGCUAGCAAGAGGUCUGGAGGCUAAUAAUGCAUUUAUUGAUGCAAUACAAGAGGGCAGCAAACCCAUCUACCAAACACGCCUAAUGCUUGUUGGACCAGAGCGUGUUGGUAAAACCAGUCUCACCAAAGCCCUUACAGAACAAGAAUUUGAUGCUACUGAAGAAGUUACUGAUGGCAUUGAAGCGUCAUUGUCAUGCACACUCAGUGUUAAGCAUACCACCAACUGGAAACCACAACCAAAACCACCUGAAGGGACAAUAAGUGAAGCAAGGCAGCAGUAUCUGAGAGCUGUUGCAGAACAGAUUGCAGUAAAGCUUCUGCAGAAGAAACAUGAAAAACCAGAAUCUCGGCCAUCAAUGAAAAUUGAAAUCCAGACACUUGAAAGUGUAAAAGUACCAGUUGUUACCCAGUCAACAAAAACAUCACCGGAUACGCUUGUGCAAUCACAUGACCAGAGGACAGCAUCUGAAGAUGUACCAGCCUCAGACGAUGAGGUAGAUGCUCCAAAGCGGAGCUCAUCACAAGAUGAUUCAGCUUCACCAACAACACCUGAUGUUCCUGAAGAGGUCGUUCAAAUUGUCUUACAAAUUCUCCAAGAUAAAGAAAGACGGGGAGAAAAUGAAGGGCUGGAGGAGACACUUGAUGACUUGACUCUGAGUAUCUGGGACUUUGCUGGACAGGAUCUCUACUAUAUAACUCACCAGGUGUUCUUAGUAUCCCGUGCUCUCUACAUCAUUUGUUUCAAUCUUUGCAAUGACCUCCACGCACCUGCUAAAGUACAGAUAUAUAAGCGAGAGGAUGGAAAGGUUUCAUUUUUCGAACAUCAUAUGAGCAACUUGGAAUUUAUAAUUUUCUGGUUGCGGUCAAUCUACUCAAAUACCACCGAAAACCCAUCGGUGGCAAACCAGGAGCAGUUCUCACCACCAGUGUUCAUUGCUGGCACACACAGAGAAAGCUUACCAGGAAAUGCGGAAGAGAGACAGGCGCUAGCAGAAGAGAAGUUUGCAGUUAUUAAGAAGGCUUUAAGAGGGACACCAUAUGAGGGCCAUGUAGUGAGCAAGUACUACGCAAUUGACAACAGCCUUAGGUCACCCUUGGAUCAAGCUGUUAUUCACUUGAGGGACCACAUCACCGAGGUCGCUAAGUUAGAGCACUACAUGGGAGAGAGAAUCCCCAUUAAGUGGCUGGACUUCUUGCAUGAGGUUGAGCAGUUGCGCAACAAACAAACGCACUCAAUCAACUUCACAGAGGCAAGUAGCAGUAGGUUGUUUGCUAGUUUCGACAUAUGGUUGAUAUGUAUCUUUAGGAGAGUGAUCACAGUCAAGGAUCCAUCAGAGCAAUGGGCCAAAUUCAGAAGUUCAUGGGCAAGACUUGAUGAAGAAGGACUCCUGGAAGAGAGACUGAUCCGACACAUGUGGCAUGACUUCCUUGCCCAGUUAGAAGGCUUGUUACAGCUGAUGCAGAAGUUUGACUUGCUUUGUGUCAAGGCACAAUCUUCUGAGAUGCCAGCCGUUGUCGGAUCACACGAGGAAGGGAAUCGUCUCUUCUACGUACCAUCCCUGCUAAAGAAGCAAGAAGAUGAGAUGGUGUGCAUGGACCCGCUGAUAAAGUCCAAAUCAGUGGUCAUCCUGUACAUUGACUUCAAUGGGUUUUUGCCUGAAGGUCUCUUCUACCGACUCAUUUUGAGGCUUGUGCAGUGGUCACAGCAUCAGGGAGGCUAUGAACCUAGGCUCUUCUACCAACAGGCCAACCUUUAUGUGGAUGAAGAUCAUGACAUGAUCCUGAGGAUCCUGCCUCAGAAGAGAUCUUGCAUCCAGGUAGCCAUUGUGCGGGCUAAAUCUGUUGGAAGUGAUGAUGAAGAGGAAGAGGAAGAUGAUGUUGAGCCUUGCCCUGAUGUUUGCAAAGUGGUGCUAGCACUUUUGGAGAAUAACCUGCUAAACCUCGGGCAUACCUGGAUGAAACGCAUUGACUUUGGCCUUUGUAUCUUGUGUAGUGCUUGUGACAGGGAGAAGAAUCACUUCCAUGAACUCAAGAAAUGCCUGAAAGCAAAGAGUGUUCCUUGUGGGAACCAUCGGCGGAUGAAGACUAAACGGUUCCAACGCUUGUUUGGGGAAUCCGGAGCAAUGCAAGAAACGCCAAAAUCCCCUGCUGCUCAGGUAAAGCACAAGGUGCCCGUUUUCUUGCGGUCUCUAAGCGGAGUCUUCAAGGAAAUCUCAUCACCUAUCCUGCCAUUUGACCUGAUGACAGAGAUCUGCGUCCUCCUUGACCCGUUGCACCCACUUUCCAAUGAUUGGCGUGGCCUAGCCUCAAAGCUUGGCUAUGAUCGUUAUAUCAACUACCUGUCCAUGAAACUUAGCCCCACCAUGUGCAUACUGAAUGGGUGGUCUGAGAAAGGCUGGUCAGUUGAGGAUCUUAAGGAGUGUAUGAUGGCCAUGAAACGUCAUGAUGUUGUACGCUUGAUUGACAAACAGCUCCCAACCGAAGGUUGAAGAUGGGAGACUCGGCAAUGCAUUGUGCCUUUUCUGUCAGAAGCGUCUGCAUAAAAGUAGAAGAAUAUGUACGCUGCAUCAGGGGUGGCGCCAGCAGGUGGGCUGGCUGGGCGUCGGGGAGCCACAAUAAAAUCUGGCAGAGGAAAAUGAACCAUGAUAAGGCUGAGUUGCAGGCCCUAGGUGUAUGAUUGGUGUGAAAAUUGAAGCUGUGAUCUAACCAUGGUCCAUUUUUGCACACCCAAUACCCCCACAUCUUUAACAAUAGUAGGUGGCCCGAGGUGGGUUGGACUCUGGUCCAUCUGACAGGAAAAAGCUUGAGCCACCCUUGUACUAUACCUGGUGCUGCAAUAAUUGGGUGCUCCUAAAAUAAUAAUAUUCUUUGUGUAUUAUAUGAAUGAUAUUGAAGUCUUUCACAUUCCGUAUGAUGGUGAUAUUAAAUGCAAAAUUGGACAAAUCUUGUAUUUUGACAUGUAAAUUUUGGCAUUACUAUUUUGUACAUACCAACCACUUUCAAGUCUAUAUUUUUACUUUAUUUUGUAUACUAAUCAAUUAAAUGCUUCUGUGACAAAAUAUAAAUAAACUGCAAUUUGUAAUUUUAUAAAAUUAUAUAAUUUUAUAAUAGAAUGUAUAUUUUUAACAUUACUGUGAUCUUAAACUUUUCGUAAGGGCAGGUAACUUAAAAGAAUUUCCUAAUUGCCAACAUGUGUUUGCAAUUAAUCCAAUGAGGAAAUUUGAUCCAACAGAUAUAAAUAUUUUGGGUGCUCUGUAAGAUAUGAUUAUACCUCCAUGAUACGAUACAUCUUUAUUCUCACAACAGUAUACUACAGCUGAGAUAUGGAACCUAAAAUUAGACUCGAAUUAGAAAUAAAUAGAAUUAUGUAAAGUUUGUGAAAACAAACAAUAAACUUCAAUAAAUGUUUACAUAUUAAUGAGAUGGAAUAAAUACUAAAGCCCUGUCCAGACUAUGAAAUUGUAUUUGAUAAAAAUAUGUGACAUGCCUAAAUAUGGUCAUGAUGACAUCACAUCAUGACCAUAUAUAGGCACAUCAUGACUAUAUAUGGGUAUACAUCUGUUUUUGUCAAAGAAAAUUUGAUAGUGUGGACAGAGCUUAAUACUACCAGUAUGACUGCUCCCUGAUGCUACUACAAAGAAAAAUGAGAUGGAAAUUGGAACUGAAUGUUGGUAGUUUAAUUGUUUUGUGGGCUAUUCUCACUGCUACCAAAAGGUCCAUUAUAUUGCUGCUGUCCUUGUCUUUUGGCUGAAUUGAAUUCUUAGAGUUCAUCUUAAUCAAGAGCAACCGCUCAUUGUUGCACGCGUUAAACUGAGGUUACCUCUAUUCAUUGUUUAACGCUUCAUGUGUGCACCUUUCAGACAAGGGUUUUUGUUGAUGUU